CACUAUUGGUUUUGAUUCAAAGCUGUGGAUAUAUAGAUAUGUCGAACAUAUUUAUCCAGCAAUUGUAGUAAUCCUUUGCAUCGUUUCCCUUGUGGUUUUAUAUUCCAAACUUGCUGUAAAGAAGAUUUGCAAAGAAGAUAUAAAGAAACUUGACAGAUUUUUUGAAGACUUGUAUUGGAAAGAACUUGCUUUACAGAGCCGCUGGUCGAUCGAUGAGAUAGCAGCAAUAAAAGGCAAAAUAUUGGACAUUGUUUCAAUUAUUAUAUUUGAAUCAUUCAAGAGUAAUCAUGUUUUUCAGUUAAACACAUCGACCGUGAAAAGUCAUAUCCGUUUAGUCGGAAGUAUGGCAGAGCAUACUAGAAUAAGAAACUCUAAUGAAUUUGAUUUCGUUUUCAUUUGGCCUCAUUUUGACGUAAGCAACAUAAAACUUGAAGGCACAAUUUUGGGUGGAAUCAAUCUUUGGUAUAAUGGCAAACUUGUAAAAAAACUGAGAAAAAGAAAGAUACUAACAGGUAAGAAAAACAGAAACGGAUCAUAUCAAAUAUCACCGUCUGGACUUUUUGAUUACUUCAUACGUAAUGUACGCAAAUGUGUGUCUGCACUCCCUAAUUGUAAAGUGUUUUUAAAUGCACCUGUUGCAACACUGUCGUUCUGUUUGGAAGUAAACUCCUUACAUAAACUUCAAAUUUCUGUUGAUCUCAUACCAGUAAUAUCAUUGCCAGGAUCAAAGGCAACUCACAUAUUUUCGCAUAGCCCUUAUAAGAAAAUCCUAGAAAAAUCAGAGCAACCAGUUUUCCUAUCUCAUAUUCCAACUGGCAGAUUUUUAUUUUAUAUUUCUGAUGGUAAUAUGAUACUGAACACAGCUUUUACAGAAAACGACACAUUCAGUCUUACUCUACCACAUGAUGAAAACCAGUUAAUAAAAAAUCUUGAAGAAACGCAACCAAAAAUAUUUCUUUCUUAUCAAAUACUCAAAGACAUGAAAAAGCCGUUGAAUAUGAUUCUUUUCGGUGAUGAUAAAACUGAACCAUACAGAUUUUACUUGAGUAGUUACCACUUGAAAUGUCUAACAAUAGAAAUGGCAUAUAAAGAAAAUCAACAGUAUUCAACGAUGUCACUGUCAGCAAUUGUUAUAGCUCUUUGGGAGCACAUUCUUUUAUCCUAUUCGAAAGCGACUAAGAAGGGAAAAGUAACAUUCUGGACAUUAUUGUUUAGAAAAGAAGACAAUUACUUUUUGAAACUCGAAUCUGUCAAAUUAGCCUUAAAGUCAAUUUUUAAGUCUAAUCGGGAUGUGUUGUUAUCUUUUUUUGAGAAAAUAGUCCAUGACAAAACAUACGAUUUCGAAGUUUAUUUGGAACAAUAUGAAGAUUUUGUUCGGGGUUCAGCUGACAGUUUUGUAACAGAACGUAAAUUUCGUGUGUCUGUAGUAGAUGAAAUUCAGAACAUAAAUCUGCCGUUGGAUCAAAACCUUUUAGAAGAAAUAAACAAAUAUCCUGAGAAAAUUUAGAACAUAAUUUUGCCGUUGGAUCAAAACCUUUUAGAAGAAAUAAACAAAUAUCCUUAGAAAACUUAAAUUCUUAAAUUCUGCAUAUAUAGAAAAUCAUUAGAGACAGUUUACUUAUCCUUUAUACGCCCAAUACUUGAUCAAAAUGUAAAUCAGACGAACCAAACUAAAUCCAAAACGAAUGUGCUCGUAUUGCUUCCGGAUGCACAAUACUUGUUUCGAGUGUACUCAAUUCGACACAGCUCGACGAAAGCUACUUCGCAAUUUGAAUAAACAUGUCAACCCAGACCUUUCUGACCAAACUUAUAUCAUAAUUUGCUGAAAAACUAACCGUAAUAAGACGAUGUGCAAGUACGCAUGAUUGACCAUCCUCAGAUCAAGGUCAAGGUCACAUUUAUUCAAAGUGUACUAAUUUUGUGUCCGCUCUGUAUCUUUUAAACCGACUGUAAAAAAUUAAAUAUAUUUGGCAGAAAUAUUAAUACUACUAACAAAGCGAUGAUUUGCAGACCGCAGAUUUAGGAUUCCUCGGAUCAAGAUCAAGGUUACACUGACUUUUCAAAGUCCUUAUAUAACUGUUUAUAUUGCAAAUAUGUUUAUGUUAUAGCUUAGAUAUUUUCCAUGAAAAAAUUGUUUUGUUGACAUCUACAAAAGUUAUAAUUUACAAUUUACAUGUACACAGACUUAUAUGAUAUACAUUAAUUUCUUAAAAUCAUUUUCCAUCAACGUACAGGGUAUAAUUAUACUAGUACAACAUUAAGCAGGUAGCAUCACUAUGUUAGCUUUAUAAAUUUGAAGAAGGACAUAAAAUGAACAUAAGAUCAGUGUUUGUUUAAGUAUUGAUGUUAUACAUGUAAUAUAAAAGAAGAAAAAUAUUUGUAAGUACAGCAUUUUGAUUUUUUUUUUCAUAUUAUAAUAAUAUUUUGUGCUUCUUAAUUUGUGGCGUUCUAUUAUUUGUACGUUUCUUUGAAUUUGUAUCAUAAAAAAACAAGCAUUAUUGGUGUUUUACGCAUGGAUGUAUAUUUCCACGACUCUGUGCUUCAAAUGUAUGCAUUCUAAAGAUAUUAGAUGGAAAGUAUAUUUUGUUUCUUGAAGCACUUAGAUACAUAUCUGCGUUUUCUUUUUUUCCAACUCGUUUUUGUUUGUUUUUUAUUUUAUUUUUAUCAGAUUAUUCAAUAUGAUUUUAGCGCUUUUUAUGUUUCAACUACUCACUAAGCAGACGAAUUUUAUAAGACACUUUGACUUCCAUUCUACUCCUUUUUUGUAAAAAUAUUUGAAAAGAUUGUGUAUAUUGUAAACAGAAACAUGUGUAGACAUUCUGAUAAAUAAAAUAUGUUUAAACUAAACCUUUGACAAAACUGAUUAGACAGUGUGUUAUGUAUAAACACUGUAUGUGAAGCUCAAAGUUCAAGCAUUCCCACUUGUUAUUACAAUUGUUAUGCAACAUGACUUUGUAAUAUUCAAUCAAACAUUGUGCAAUCUGUUACAUCAUUUAUUUGUAGUAAAGGGCUUCGGAAAAUGAUGUUUUAAUUGCAUUAGAAUGUAACGGUUUCUAAAAAAUGCAUUGAUAAAAUAUAAGCUUAAAUAAAAGCUUUUAACAACUGAUCCUUACAUGAGAAUUCAAUCAUUUGAUUCUGUCAAACUGCUGACUUUAAUUUUUCAUAUAUUAGCUUAUUUGUUAUGAAUACGAAGAAAGAAUUAGUGGCAACGGUUCAUGCUACAUUUUGAAAUAUGUCAAGACUCGGUUUGAAUGAGUCUGUACAUAAGGGAUAGUGAAAAAGUGGAACAUCUUUCACUCACACCCAAAGCACCGGCGUGAGCGGUACUCAAUGUUCAACAUUUCAAGUGCUGGAAUCAAGUCAUGAAAUAUAUAUACUCAUUCAAACCGCAUUCAAACCGGGUCUGUAUUUUUCAUGCAAGUUUGUUGUGUUUAAUGCUUCCUAGGAAUCAUCUUUUUUCCAUUUUUUUAAAUAUUAAAACUGACAAUUUAUGCCAAUAUUGUUUGUCUGUUUUUGAUAAAUAAUUAAAAUGAUUUUAUACAUUAACUAACAUUCAUAAGUUAUCAUAAUAGACAUAUAUAAUGAUUUCAAACUGGACUUGUUUUACAUUACACUUUUUAAAAUUAUAAAUAAUGACAAAGGGAUAUUUUUUCUCUGAAUGAAAUAUUUUUGCAAACAUAAAUGAAAUGAUCGAUUCUCUUUUCAUUUUUGAUAUAAACAGUUUGCAAAGAAAUGAAUAUGUGUUCAUCGUUAUAAGAUCCAAAUAUUAAGCUUUUCUAUUUUUUUUAUAAAUAAAGUUAUAAAUUAUCAUUUGUUUUCCAAAUUGUGUGUAUAAAACAGAGCAAUAACAGAAAGUGUUAAACGUGUCUCUCAGAUAGCAUUCAUUUUAUCAUAAUUGUUGAAACAAAAAAUAAGACAUACUACUUGUAAUUUUGUAGUGAUUAAUGCUUCAGUGGGACACACUUUUUCGAGAUUUUAUGUUUUUACAUAUAUAC
Ruditapes philippinarum (Manila clam) is the source of this 3995-nucleotide messenger RNA. RefSeq lists its product as uncharacterized. The record is from RefSeq and is a predicted model, not a curated record. Lineage: Eukaryota; Metazoa; Mollusca; Bivalvia; Venerida; Veneridae. Bases 344 to 1507 code for a protein of 387 amino acids. The transcript is spliced from 3 exons.